AUGGCUAGACUAAAGUCUGUUCGUGGUCCCAAACGUUUGAGCAAAAAUGUCGAGAUCGCACAGGAAUAUCAUAGACAGAACGUGAACAAAUUGUUGAUAACUAUAAGGUUGCCCUCGGACAAACUAAGAGGUGUUGGUCAAAACUCGAUACAAGUUCUGUCUUAUAGUACGCAUAACCCGCAUCAAUCAGUGGAAAUGGACCCAAGUGCUCACUACUUUCAACAGCUUCUGAGGUCACUGAUUUUGCCAGAGCCAUACGACUUUGAUGCAGGGGAGUUUGCAGAGUUGGAAACUGAGUUGAAUCAAGCUUUGAACCAGCCUCAACAAGAGCGACGGAGAAGCAGCCAUAGCAGAGGGGUAGAUAUAGUUGAGGCACUAAAAGCUAGUCCAAAGAGGAAAAAUCUGGAUAGCAAAGGAGAUGAAACUUCCGAGAUGCAACCAACUAAACCAAUCCUGCAACCACUUCCGCGACCAGCAACACCAACAAAACGAAGAAAGACAACUAAGCGCCCUACAAUUCUGCCGAGACAACAACCCACCUUCAAGCCUGUACCCGCCAAUAUUGUACCGAUUCUAGAAUCAGAGUUGCCACAUAUACGGGCUGGAGAAGAUGACGACGAUGAUGGGGUCAAUAUUGAAUCUAUAAUUGUUUCUUUACGAGAUCUGUUGGGAGGAACCAAGAUUAAGCUACCUGUACGAUCAAGGUUCUGCUCGCAUUUUGAUUGCUUCGAUUAUGAAAACUUCUGCCUAUUCUACCGAAUCCCAGCAUCGGUGAAAGAUAUAACGCGGAAGUCUCUAAUACAGCACAAAUAUAAUGAGAUGGCAAGAAGGAGUAGCAGUACCCAAACAUCGUCGCAACAAUCUCAGAAUCAAAGCAUGCCGCAGACCACGUACCAGCAGCUAAUGCCAUACCAGACAAAUUUCGGAUCAGGUACCGAUCAUACUUCCCCGAUGGUCAUUCAGCAACUCAGGCUUGCACCAUAUGUUAAGGUUGUUGAUAACCCGAUGCCAGGUCACAACUACACACUGAAGUUUGUCACACCAGGGUACGAAACUUGUCCCUUCUACUCAUGUCCCAUAUGCAGCACAAAGUUUCCUUUAAACGCGUUACAGAUUAGCGACGCAUUCAACUAUUUUGUGAAAACUACAGCUCCACUGGUGGAAAGUGUAGAGCUAGUGGGGCUGGAGAAAUAUCGGGCGAUCGGAGAAUCGGAAUCGCAGUUAAAUACUAAAAAUGCGGUUACAGGAGGGACGCAAGUUUUGCAGAUUAGUUCUGAUGACGAGGAGGGUGAUGAGAAAGAGCGAACAGAGUCCGCAACGAGACAGAAAAUGAAGCUUGAUAACUUUGUCAAUGGGUCGCUUGAUCCAAACGUAUUUGCAUCAGCAAGCAACCUAUUCCAUCAGAACAACAACUCCGAUUAUCAGGGGUAUACUCGUGACGAUCCAAUUGUUUUGGAUUAG
Lodderomyces theae is the source of this 1461-nucleotide messenger RNA. RefSeq names its product Fgr3p (gene FGR3). The record is from RefSeq and is a predicted model, not a curated record. The transcript has a single exon. Gene Ontology annotation, biological process: protein sumoylation. NCBI's taxonomy places the organism in Eukaryota, Fungi, Ascomycota, Pichiomycetes, Serinales, Debaryomycetaceae. Gene Ontology annotation, molecular function: zinc ion binding; SUMO ligase activity. Bases 1 to 1461 code for a protein of 486 amino acids.